Nothobranchius furzeri (turquoise killifish) is the source of this 2173-nucleotide messenger RNA. RefSeq names its product lipase, hepatic a (gene lipca). Lineage: Eukaryota; Metazoa; Chordata; Actinopteri; Cyprinodontiformes; Nothobranchiidae. Gene Ontology annotation, molecular function: lipoprotein lipase activity; apolipoprotein binding. The record is from RefSeq and is a predicted model, not a curated record. Gene Ontology annotation, biological process: fatty acid biosynthetic process; triglyceride catabolic process.
UCUAUCAGCUCAGUGAAGAAGGAUGAUCCCAUUUUAAAACUUAGGACAGCAAUGAAGCUUUUUUAAUAGAGCUUUUACACCUGCACUCACCCAAGUAAAAAAAAAAAAACACCUGAGAGGAAUCUUCACGCAGUCUUGUGUGACAUCAUGUCUGUGGUCAAAAUCCUGUGCUGUUUGCUGAUAUUUCAUCAUCUCUGUGAGGGGAAGAAAAUCAGAGGAUACAGGGCAGGUAUGCUGGACACGGCUGAGGGGGGUGUCUCAUGGGUGAAACGGCCACAUGUCAGCAGCUCAAUCUUCAGGCUGUUUUUAGGAGGUGAGGACACCUGCACACUGGACCCUCUGCAGCUGCAAACUCUCACCUCCUGUGGCUUCAACAGCAGUAAUCCCCUCAUCAUCAUCACUCAUGGGUGGUCGGUGGAUAAAAUGAUGGAGAGCUGGGUGCUCAAGCUGGCCACAAGUCUCAAGAGAAACCUUGUGGACGUCAAUGUGGUGAUCACCGACUGGCUGUCAUUGGCUAAUCAGCAUUAUCCCAUAGCAGUACAGAGCACCCGCACCGUGGGAAGGGACAUCGCUCACCUGCUGCACAAACUGCAGGAAAAGUACCAGUAUUCCCUUAGAAAGGCUCAUCUGAUUGGCUACAGCCUGGGCGCUCACAUAUCUGGGUUUGCAGGAAGUAAUCUGGCAGGUUCUGAGAAGAUUGGCAGAAUAACUGGCCUGGAUCCUGCAGGGCCGCUGUUUGAAGGCAUGUCUCCCACAGACAGACUUUCUCCUGAUGAUGCAGAGUUUGUGGAUGCCAUCCACACCUUCACCCACGAGCGUCUGGGCCUCAGCGUGGGCAUCAAGCAGGCCGUGGCACAUUAUGACUUUUACCCCAACGGGGGAGACUUUCAGCCGGGAUGUGACCUGCACAACAUCUACGAUCACAUAAGCGAAUACGGGAUUUCUGGCUUUGAACAAACUGUGAAAUGCGCACACGAGCGCUCCGUCCAUCUGUUUAUUGACUCUCUACUGAACAAAGACAAGCAGAGCAGAGCCUACAUGUGCAAGGACAACAAGGCUUUUGUCCGGGGCGUCUGCUUGGACUGCAGAGGCAACCGCUGCAACACUCUGGGUUAUGACAUCAAGAAGGUCCGGACAGGCAGAAGCAAGAAGCUUUACCUGAAAACACGAUCCAGGAUGCCUUUUAAACUCUAUCAUUACCAGUUCAGGAUCCAGUUCAUCAACCAGAUUGAGAGGACUGAGCCCUUGCUCACCAUCUCCCUCACUGGGACAAAGGAGGAAAGUGGAGAUGUCAGCAUUGCGGUGAAUGAUGGAAUUUCCGGCAACACGACCGUCACCUUCCUGAUCACUCUGGACAGAGACCUGGGAGAGCUGAUGAUGCUCAAGUUGAGCUGGGAGGGAUCGGAUUUGUGGAAGAACGUGUGGAACCGAAUGCAGAACAUCUUUUCCUGGGCAGGCGAAGGGACAAAUCCACAUCUGACAGUGGGCAAAAUCAGCGUGAAGGCAGGAGAGACGCAGCAGAGAACAUCGUUUUGCACCAUGACAAAUGAUGGACAUGUCGAAAUGGCCGAAGAUAAAGAGUUUGUCCGCUGCAAAGAAGACUCACCAAAGCUGCACAAAAGACACCAACAACACAGAGUCUGAAGAUUUCUGAUGAAGCUGGAAGUUCAGAAAUAAACUUACCCUCCUCAGAAUAAAGUGGUGCAAGCUCAACAGUUGUUAACCCGCUCAGGCUCAAAAUAAGUUUUGAUAAAAGGAUGAACAACUAAGUCCUUCAGGGGUACUUCUGAGUUUAAAAAAAAAUGCUCAUGAAAUACGUGUGGAGUAACCAGGUAGGUUGGUUUUAACUGUUGCAAAUCUGCAACGCCUGCCUCCAGAGGGUUAAAGAAAUUCAAAAACUAACCAGCACAUAAUAUUUGUGUUUGCUUGCAAACUAGGUUUGGAAAAUAUUAUGCAAGCACCUGUUUCAUGCUUUUCUUUGUGAGUGUGUGUACUCAGACUUUCUCUCCAAACAAUUGACAUAUACAAAAUUACAGAAUCAAAACAAAAUCUGAAUAUUGUUAAACCUGAAUAUUUUUAUUACAAAUCGGUGCGAUCAUAUAAGAAAAUUAGUUGUUUUUUUAAAAAUGUUAUUCAAACUCAAGCCAGAGCAAUAAACUGAUAUCUUCAGUGA